Zophobas morio is the source of this 1507-nucleotide messenger RNA. RefSeq names its product transcription termination factor 1-like. The record is from RefSeq and is a predicted model, not a curated record. The transcript is spliced from 10 exons. Bases 1 to 1500 code for a protein of 499 amino acids. Gene Ontology annotation, molecular function: DNA-binding transcription factor activity, RNA polymerase II-specific; RNA polymerase II cis-regulatory region sequence-specific DNA binding. Gene Ontology annotation, cellular component: nucleus. Gene Ontology annotation, biological process: regulation of transcription by RNA polymerase II. Lineage: Eukaryota; Metazoa; Arthropoda; Insecta; Coleoptera; Tenebrionidae.
AUGAAGGGCAAAAAGCAUAAAAAAGAUACAAGAAAAACUGUAGACUCCUUUGAUAACCGGGAAGACAUUAUUUUUAAGGAAAAUGGUUCUUUGCAUAAAACCAAAAGCCAUCGAUAUAAUUUCGGUAAUAGUGAAUACAAGAAGAAGAAAAAGAAGGAUAGAAAAGGGGAGUCCUUAAAAAAGGGAGUCGCUUCUAAAAAAGAGGAAAGACUCAAGACACAGCAGGACGGCCUGAUCAACUCCCAACCUAAUAAAAAAACUUUUAAACCACUGGAAAGUCAAAUUAAUAGGGAAAAAAAGCUCCGGUGUGGGGGAGCUGAGAAGGAUUUAGAAAACUUAAAAAAUUUGGGACCCUCAGAGCCACUACUUAUGUCUUCCAAAAAGGUUAAACGAAAAAAAAACUUACUUGGCAAAAAAAAAAGAAAAAAGAGCUGUAUUGAACCGAUAACCGAUUUAAAAGGUCUACAAACCAACUUUACUCCCUUAGCUACAGAAAAUGCGGGUGAAAAUAAGACAGUAUCUAAUAUUAAAAAGUAUCUGGUAGCCCCUCGCCAUAUUGGCGCUAAAGAUAGCGGAAUUAUAUUUGCAGAACUCCCAUUUUCUUGGACAAAAAAUUUAAAAGCUUCUUUAAGAGAAGCCGGAGUUGAGUGGAACACUGGGAAGUUUACUUGGCGUGAAGAUGGUUUAAUACGUAAUAACGUGAAAACAUACUCUGAUAUCCACGGCUCAAAAGAUUUAGAAUCGUUAAUAGAAAGUAAAUUUUCUGUAGAAACGGCCGAUUUUUGGCGUUUUGUUGCUACCGGUGUUUUGAGGCCACUUAGAUCCGUUAUAGCGAGGACAAAGAGACUAUACAAUACUAAGCUAAAAAGAGCUUUUACUCCCGAAGAAGAUCAGAUAAUACUUGAAUAUUUAAAAAGGGGGAGUAAGCAACGACCACUUCUUGAGCUAGCAGCCAAAUUGGACAGGACAGCUGACCGCAUCGGUAGUCGUUAUAAGCAACUUCUCUGGCAAAAAGAAUAUACUGGAAAAGGCUACUGGUCUCAGGAGGAGCAACAAAGACUUGUCGAGGCCAUCAAAGAGAUCAUGGGCUGCACAGAGGAGGAACUAAAGCAUGUGUGGUUUGGUGUUCCAUGGGUUGAAGUAGCUAAGAGGGUAGGCACUAGGAAUCCUCCAAGUUGUCAAGUGAGAUGGAGAAACACACUAAAGUAUGGGUCUAACAGAGGAAAAAUGGGAAGAUUCUGGAAAAUCUCUAACUAUCAAGCCCUCUGCAAAAAACUUAUGGAAAAAGGCUUUGCUGAUGAGUCUGAAAUCACGUGGUCUGUAUUAGCUGCUGAGUUUGGCUUCUGUCCGGGGGUCCUGCAAUACCAUUUCGAUCUGCUUAAGCACAUGUUGCCCCUAAACAUGCCAGCUGAAAAAUCGUUUAAGGAGUGCUUGCAGUACAUGCUCGACCACACCUCAUAUUCAAAGCUAAUUGAGUGCAGACAUCGCAGGCAGAACUGAUAAGCUG